Messenger RNA from Tetrahymena thermophila SB210, 3903 nucleotides. Its product is annotated as bowman-birk serine protease inhibitor family protein. Lineage: Eukaryota; Ciliophora; Oligohymenophorea; Hymenostomatida; Tetrahymenidae. The transcript has 9 exons. The record is from RefSeq and is a predicted model, not a curated record.
AUGACUAAAAUAUUUGAGUUUCUAUACGGGUCUUAGGUUUACUAUCCAUAUAGUAGAUCUUGCUCAAUAAGCAAAUAAAUUUUAGCUUUUGUUGGAGUAUCAAACAAUUCAAUUUAAGGUCCAUUCUUUUAAACUAAUUUAUAAGAAAUGUCUAUUCUACCUAAAUUAAAAUACUACUUUGAUUUUGUAAAGGCAUCUUCUAAAAACCAAUAAAUUUAUAAUUUAGCUCCAGAAUAUUAAACCUGCUAUUCAGCUAAUUCUGUGGAUUCGAUUAAUUGGCCUUACUAUUAAUUUAAAUGCAAAGGAUAGUUUAUUUCAGAUUAUUCAAUUAAUUUUUAAGAAGAGAGUGGAAUUAUAAUAUCUUUUGAUUUCUUAGUAACCACCCAUGACACUAACUAUUAUAAUGGUAUUCUUUCUAUAAUAAACUAAGAUGUUAUUUCUCCAUAAGUUAUAGUUUUAUAUGUCUUUAGAUAUGAUUAAGGUAGAAUAUAUGAUUUAAUUGUCGAUAAAAACUAUGGUAGACAUGAUAGCCCAUAACAGGCUAUUGUAUAAAAUGUAUAGCAUCGUAUAACUAUCAUUUUUAAAUUAAAUUUUGGAAGCUUUUUUUAAUAAUGUAAUGGAUGUAAUAUCUAUAUAAAUAAUUUAGACUGCUUUUCAUGUUAAGACUCAAAUGACUAUUUAAAAUUAGACUAAAUAUACACUUGUUAGCCUUCUUGUAUUUAUCCAUACAUAAGUUCAUCAUCAAAUUUAUGUACACUUGACAUUUCAAAUUAAAGUCAAUGCAAAAUAGAUGGACAAGAUUUAUUCUAAUAAGCUGGCUGCACUUGUCCUGAGGGUUAGUAUUUUGAUAUUCAUUCUAAUAAAUGUGUAAACUGCCUCUAUUAUUGUAAAUCUUGCCAAACACCUUUCACUUGCGAUACCUAUUUAUAUUCUUAAAAUCUUAAAGGUUAAUGCGAUUAAAAUAGCUUUGACAAUGAGACAUAGUGCAUAUCCAACUAUUUAAAUAUUUUAAGUAGAUAAAAUUAAAUGUUUUUGAUAGAUAGUAAUUAAAUAUUUUGCUCAACUUAAUCAAAUAUCUAUAUCUUGUAAAAUUUUAUGGUGAGAGACAAUGCUUUACGGUUAGGAUGGGAAUCGAAUUCUUUUUUUUUUACAUUAAAUUUUAAUUUAAAGAUAUCUUAAUUAAAUUAACAAAAUAUUUACACAAUUUGCUAUCUAAUGAAUAAAAAUACUCACAUUUUCUCUCUUAUUUCAUAAUUUAAUUCAUAGAAUAAUUUAUAGCUUAAGCUUAUUGUAGAUAACAAUGAUAUUAUUUUAUAAGCUUAUAUAGAAGCAGAUACCGAUACUUGGAUUGGGUUUUAUUAUGAUUCUCUUGGGAUAAAUUUAGCUUUAAAAUACAAGUACUAGUAAAUUUCAUAUUAUAGAAUCAGUAGAAAAAAUAUAAUAAAAUAUAACCUCGAUGACCCAUACUUAAUUAUUGGAAUCUAAUCUCCAUUAUUUUAAAACGGAUAUCCUCUUUGUGGAUUGAUAGGAGAUAAUAAUUGGAUUAUUAAAGGUGAUAAUAGCAUGAGAAACUUUUUUAAUGAGCUAAUUUAAUUUUCAGAAAUAGACACGAAUAUGAUUGUCGAUUUUAAUUUAUUGGAUUACUAACUUGAAUUACAGUAAAAGCAAUUAGCACUUUCAAAUAGAGGAGACUCUUCACUUACUCUUAAUUUUAUUAAUAAUAAUUAUGUUUUUGAUGAUCAAAUUGGAAUGAUGAUGACACCCCAGAAUGAAAGUAUUAUAAGGUUAGGAAAUAAAAUCAAUUAAGUACCUUUCUCUUUUAUGCUUUAAAUAAAACCAAUUGAUUAUAGCUAAUGUGGAAAUUACUAUUUCAACAUUUUAACUUUUGUACUCUCUAGCAAUGCAUAAAUAAUAUUUAGAAUAAAGACCGAUCAAUAUAUAAGAUAAAAAUAUUAUUUAGAAGUAUGUACUUACGAUUAUAACUGCAAGAGAUUUUAAAAGUCUAAAAUCAAUUAUUCUUAGCCAAACAAUUUAUUUUUUAAAAUUUCAUAUCUGGAAUAUUCAAGCUCUUUAGUAAUAGUUAAAUUUAAUUUAGUGAGUAAUUAUAUAUCUGAUGAAAUAGAAAUGUAGUUGCCAUUUAUAACAAGUGGCAAUCCAAUAUUUUAUGAUAUUAAACUAGGUGAUCAAUAUUCAAAUUUCUAUCUAAAGCCAUUAUCAAAUAAUCAUCCGAUUUUCUUUAGUAGGAUAUAAAUUUUUUUAGGUGGGUUUUAUUAUUUGAGCUACGAUAACAAAGAUCCAUGUUUUAUAUACAUAAAUCGUAGAAAUAUGACAUGCAUUUACCCAAAAAAAGACUAUGUAAUUAAGGAUGGUAUUGCAAUACCUAAAAAUGACUGCAAUAAAAACAAUAAAUUAAAUGAUUAACUUCUAUACUAUAAUGAAAACACUAAAACCUGCUAAAACUCUGGUUUAUUUAUACCAAACUGUGUAAAUAUAAAUAUUUAAACAAAGUUAUGCAUUUAAUGCAUUGAUAACAAAAUGGUUCUACCUAAAUGCUAAUGUCCUGAUGGAAUGUUUUUAUAAUAGGACUCAAAUUCUUGUAAAUAUUGCUCUUCAUAGUGCUUGACUUGUGCUUAAACUUAAAAUAAUUGUCUUACCUGCAAAAAUAGUUUAUAAAUACCGCCUUCAUGCAAGUGUCAGUAUAAUGACUAUUAUUUAGACUCAGAUAAUAUUUGCAGAUAAUGUAAUUCUAAUUGUUCUUCAUGUAAAGAUCGUCCAGAUUAUUGCUUAACAUGUAGCUAAUUUAGGAUAAAUCCUCCUCAAUGUAACUGUAAUCCUGAUUUGUACUACCUUGAUUAAAUUACCAAUAGUUGCCUUCCUAAAAUAUGUCCCAAUAAAUGUAAACAAUGUAAUCAAAAUAAUUAGUGUACUCAAUGCAGAGGAGAUAGAUUAUAUCCUCCUGAUUGUAAUUGUGGCGAAGGAUUUUAUGAUGAUCCAUCGCAAGAAAAUUGUUAAAAGUGUCAAGAAGGAUUCUAUUAUGAUGUAGUUUAGAAAAAGUGUGAAAAAUGCUUUUACUCAUGUGCUACUUGCUUUGGUAAUUUAAAGUUUAAUUGCAACAGCUGUUUAUUUAACUUAAAACUAACUGAAAAUAAUGAAUGUGUUUGCCCUAACAAUUUAACUAUGCCAAUAAACUCAAAUUAAUGCUACUCACUCAUGAAGAUAUAAUUUAAUCAAUAAUUUGUCAACAAUUAAUAUUAACUUGUAAUUAAAUUUGAUUAUCCAAUAGAUUUAUUACCAUAAAGAAUAUAAGGUUAAGGAAUAAAUAGUUUAUUCUAAUUGUAAAUAAACUAGUUAAACAAUAAUCUUUACUAAAUUUAAAGAUAUUUUAUCUCAGAAAAUAACUAGUAAUUAACAAUUAUCUUACAAAUACCUAAUAAUAUUUAAAAAACAGAUGGCUAUUUGCUUUUUUAGCAGACAUAUUUUUUUUAUAAUAAAUAAUUUAUGUAUGCCCUAGAUCCGAUUUACAGUAAGAAACCCUUGAGUUUUGUGAUUGGUCCAUUCUUUUAAAAUACAACUUUCAAAUACCUAUUGAUUAAAUAUCUAUAGAAAAUUAGUAAUUUGUAAGCUUAACAAAUAAAUUUCAGAUAAUAUUCUAUAUAAUAAAUUCAGUUUAACCUACUGCUAUGUUCUUGCUUCUAGAUGUUUAGUAUCCACCAAAUUUAUAUUAGUUUUUGGCUUGUUUUGGAAAAUAAGUCUUUAGGCAUGUUGAAGAUAGCUAAUCUUUUGUUUAAAAUAAAAGUUAUUCUUAUUUGGGAAUAAAUUUAAAUUAAUAUGUUUAAGGAAGCUCAAAAAUACAAUUAAAUAAAUUAGGAUUUAGCAACUCAAUAUUUAUUAAUUGCGAAUUGA